Molecule: messenger RNA, 972 nt
Organism: Bombina bombina (fire-bellied toad)
Lineage: Eukaryota; Metazoa; Chordata; Amphibia; Anura; Bombinatoridae
Product: olfactory receptor 6C74-like
Exons: 1
Coding region: 1-972 (323 amino acids)
Biological process (GO): G protein-coupled receptor signaling pathway
Cellular component (GO): membrane
Molecular function (GO): G protein-coupled receptor activity; olfactory receptor activity
Source: RefSeq, a predicted model, not a curated record
AUGAGUAACCAAACUAUGUAUUUUAUCAUUAAGGGAAUUUCCUCUAAUCCGGCACUACAAGCACCUAUCUUCUGUUUGGUUCUGUGUAUUUAUAUUAUCACUGUAUCUGGUAAUAUGUCUAUUUUAACACUUGCUUGCUUGGAUAAACAACUUCACAAUCCCAUGUACUUUUUCUUGGGAAACUUAUCCCUGUUGGACAUAUCUUCCAUCACAGUUACUCUUCAUAAAAUCCUUAGUACCUUCAUUUCUGGCAACAAAUUAUUACCAUGGCAUGAAUGCAUUGCCCAGUUGUACUUUUUCAUGGCUCUACAGUGCACAGAAUUGUUGAUAUUAGCUGUUAUGAGCUAUGACCGAUAUGUUGCUAUAUGUUAUCCCUUGCAUUACACCAUGAUAAUGAACUUCAGAGUUUGUGCCAUGUUGGCUGUGUUCUGUUGGGUGUUGGGUUUUAUUGAGGUAUCACCACAUACUAAUAUACUUGCCAAAUUUUCAUGCUAUACAUCCAAUGAAGUUAAUCAUUUUUUCUGUGAUGUUUUGCCAAUCAUGAAACUUACAUGUAAUGACACAUCACUGCUAAAGCUGUGGAUUUUCACUGAAGGUGUAUUCUUUUCUGGUCUACUCCCUUUUUCUCUAACAGUCUUCCCCUAUAUUUUAAUUUUGAGAACUGUACUCAAAAUGCGUUCAAAAACUGGAAAACGUAAAGCUUUCUACACCUGUUCUUCGCAUCUCACAGUCGUCAUUCUUUUGUACUUAACCCUGUACUGCCUCUAUCUAGCACCUACCUCGGAUGAUGUUUUGGAAUCUCGGAAGCUUUUCUCUCUCUUUAACACAGCAGCUGUACCUUUGCUAAAUCCAAUUAUUUAUAGCUUGAAAAAUAAAGAUGUGAAAUCAGCCAUGAGACAUCAAUGGACUUCUUUUUAUUCCAUGAUCAGCCCAUAUUUAUCUUUUGUUCUACAGAAAAAAAGUAAAUAUUAA